GUCAUCAGAAGCAGAGGGAAAGAGUGACGCAGCGUCGCUCCAGAGAGGAAGAAAGGGAGGAAGGAGGAAAGGAGCGUCCCUUUUUCCGCCACUGGUGGACAGAUGGAGAGACAGCAUAAUGAAAGAAGAAAAGAAGGCAGUUGUUCUGGUGAUGUGAAGCGAUAAAGGAGAACAAAAGGACAGACGCGCAGAAGGAGACAAGAGAAGGAGGCGUUUCCUGUCGGAGCUUGCUGGAAGGGAAGCAGGUGAUUGGACGACACAUGCUGGAGGGCGGAGCCAUGAUGGGCAAAGAUUAUAUGUUGGCAAUUAUCAUCGUCAACUAUGAGGAUAACAUCUGGACGGACCAGAACCUGCUGCUGGACCCGGACCUUCCAUUUGGAUGGAGAACCAUUAAAGACUCCACAGGGACCUACUACUGGCACGUUCCCACUGGUGCCACCCAGUGGCAGCACCCACGACUCAGUGGGUCACCAGAGCUGCGUGGUCACCAGCAGGAGGAGGUGAGGCACCAGACCUCCAGCAGACAGACAGAUGGAGCACCUGAGGACAGGUCAUCUUGGCAUGAAAAUGAUGUGACCCAUCACGACCCAAACUCCAAGUGUUUUGCUGUGCGCUCCCUCGGCUGGUUGCAGGUAGAGGAGGACGACCUGUCUCCUGGACGCAGCAGUCUUGCUGUCAGUAAUGCUAUCCAGCAGCUGUCUCACUGCAGCAGCCCUGAGAAGAGAGACAGGCAGGGGGCGUGGGGAGAAGGCCGGGAGAUGAUGCUGGUGCUGAAGAAAGACACUCUCACCCUGUUGGAUCUGUUAGACCACACCCCUCUGCACUGUCAGCCAAUCAUCAACAUCCGUGUUUGGGGUGUGGGCUGUAACAACGGCAGAGACAGGGACUUUGCCUUUGUAGCGGGUGAUAAGGACAGCUGCAUGCUGAAGUGCCACGUGUUCCGCUGCGAUGCCCCUGCCAAAGCUAUCGCUACGGCACUGCACAACAUGUGCUCCAAGAUGAUGUCAGAAAAGGUGCUGAUGAGACCGACACAUUCUCAGACGAUGGAGAGCAGCUCACCUGAAGACCUGCCCAGACAAGUUGAAGUUCUGGAAGUGGCGCGCCAGCAGGUCCAGAGGUUUGAGGUCCAGUACAUCGGAAACCUGCCAGUGUCCAGAGCCAUGGGUAUGGAGGUGCUGAACAAAGCCAUCGAAAGUAUCAUGAACUCGACAGACAGGGAUGACUGGGAACCGGCCGUCAUCCACAUACGUGAUAACGUCCUGUCGCUGUGCAAAGGACACGAAGGGGAGGAGCCUUUCUGGGAGUGUCAGGUGCGAUUUCUGACGUUUCUUGGAGUCGGCCAUGACAGCCACACCUUCGCCAUCAUCAUAGACGGCGGCACGCAGCGUUUUGAAUGCCACGUGUUCUGGUGUGAACCAGAUGCUGGAAUCAUCUCAGAAGCCGUUCAGGCUGCUUGUAUGGUCCAGUACCAGAAGUGUUUGGUGGCUCAGACUCCUCCUCCAAGGUUGAAGUCGUGGCGUGUGACCUCCUCAAAGGUCAAACGGGCCAACUCGGUGGACGGCUCUGUAAUCUCGCCGAACAUUUCCCAUCAGCAUGUUGGCGAGAUCACCACACUGUCGCCAAGGGCAACCAAGAACAAUGGCGAUGGUGGUAGCAGCGUGAGGAGGGGCAUGUUGGCCUUCUUUGAAAGUCUACGCAACAAACAGGCCACCACUUCCUAACAGCGAAGCGGCGUCAUGGUCAGAGCCGCGUGUCAGCCUGCCUCACUGACCACCACAGCAAUGAUGUCAUCAGCUGAACUCUACAAAUGACUACUUCCUGUGCCUUCACCAGCCAAUACAGUGGAGAGUGUUCCGGCGCCACUCAUCUACCAUUGGUUGACUGAUGCCUGCUACUGCCGUUCCAUUGGUGGUUUCAUCUCAGAUUUGUGGGCGGGGCUAUCAUCCGACCUUUGCCCUGCCUCCCGCAGCCUCCAAAUGCACACAUGGGAGAUGUGAAAGGUCACGGGGUCACCAAAAGCCACAGAGUAGCUGAAUGGGAGGAGCUUAAGUCAGGUGUUAUGUAUAAGCACUAAUGAUUCUAAUGUUCAGAACUAUUUGAGGAAUUCAUUUAGAAUCGCAACUCCAAACCUCGGCCCCAACACACAAUCAACUGAGCCUUUUUUCACCACACCAUAAUCCUCCAUCAAACGACCAGCAGGGG
Messenger RNA from Thalassophryne amazonica, 2202 nucleotides. RefSeq names its product amyloid beta (A4) precursor protein-binding, family B, member 3 (gene apbb3). Gene Ontology annotation, molecular function: amyloid-beta binding; transcription factor binding. The coding region runs from base 261 to 1721 and encodes 486 amino acids. The record is from RefSeq and is a predicted model, not a curated record. The transcript has 13 exons. Gene Ontology annotation, cellular component: nucleus; cytoplasm. NCBI's taxonomy places the organism in Eukaryota, Metazoa, Chordata, Actinopteri, Batrachoidiformes, Batrachoididae. Gene Ontology annotation, biological process: regulation of DNA-templated transcription.